Molecule: messenger RNA, 2046 nt
Organism: Porites evermanni
Lineage: Eukaryota; Metazoa; Cnidaria; Anthozoa; Scleractinia; Poritidae
Source: the annotation of a GenBank genome assembly
AUGGAUAUACAGACCUUGCUGGACAAUCGUCAUGAUGAAGUAUCCUGUUCUGUGUGUAUGUGUACAUUCACUGAUCCAAAGCAGUUGCCUUGUUUGCACAGUUUCUGUCUUAACUGCCUAAACGGAAUUCAACGAACGAGCGGCCUCCAUGGCAAAAUUACAUGCCCCGAGUGCAGGAGACAGUUUCAAAUACCUGGAAACGGAAAUCCCAGCGAACUUCCCACCAAUGUUCGUAUCAACAGUUUGCUAGAUGUCUUGGCAAUUAAAGAGUGCAGCACAGCUAACGUGAAAUGCGAAAAUUGCGACAAGCGCAGCGCCCAGACCUUAUAUUGUUUCCAGUGUUGUUCUUUCUGGUGCGAGGAAUGUAUUUUGGGACAUAACAUAAUACGCACCAAUAAAGAACACAAAACUCUUGCACUGAAGCAUUUUCAGGAUCAAGACUUCGAGGCUGUGUUAAAGCGACCAGCAUUUUGCCAGAAGAAACACCAUGAAAAUGAAGAACUGAAAUUCUUUUGCAAUGGCUGUAAAGUCGCCAUUUGUAACACUUGCGCUGUAACGCUUCAUGAAGGUCAUGGUAAGAUGCCCUUGCAAGAAGCUACAGAUGCGCGCAAGAUACAGAUCAACUCCAUGAUUUCUUCCUUGAAAGACAAAAUGGUGGAAAAAAGAAAGGAAGUCGAACAAUUCAACCAAAAGAGCAUGGAAGUGCAAGCACAAGUAGCCGACGUAAAAAGCCAAGUGCAGACGAAUGUAGACCAAAUGAUUGCAAUCAUUGAAGCGAGGAAACAGAAUGUUUUUGAUGCGGUCGAUUAUGAAGCGAAAAUAUCACUUCAAUCACUUUCACAGAAAAAAGACGAAGUUGAAAAUCAAGUGAAAAUAAUUGAAUCAGCAAUUGAACAAGCUGAAUCUUUGAUGAAACGAAACUUUAGUACAGAAAUUCUUGGAUUCAGUGAAACAUUUGAUGCAAUCCUACAGGUACAGGGGACCCAAGGAAACCGUGACACUGAAUUUAUUCCUCGGUUUAGUUUCACUAAAAGUGAAAAACUGAUUAACGUGUUGAACAGUGAAGGUAUAGGUAAUGUAAAAACCGUUUUUAGCGAAUCUAAAGUGCAACAAUCAGGGGUUAAACGCACGGCAAGCAGUGAGGCAAUUGCUGGGAAUAAAAGGACAAAUGUUCGUGACAGUCCUCUUGAGGCUCAGGUACAGACUAAGCGUUACAUUCCUGUUCUGUCAUUUGGACGAGAAGGUGAGUCUGUUGGAAUGCUUAAAGAUCCCUGGGGGGUGGCAGUGAAUGACCAUGAUGAAAUUGCUGUGACUGAGCUCAAUAACGAAAGAGUUUCAGUGUUUAGUAGCGACGGUACCCACUUAAGAUCGUUUGGUAAAAGAGGUGAGAAUAAUGGUGAGUUAAAUGCACCUUCAGGGAUCGCUUUUGAUAGUCUUGGCAAUAUUGUAGUGACAGACUGUAAUAACCACAGGGUGCAAGUUUUUGAUACAAAUGGUAAGUUUCUUCGUAAGUUUGGUGAAUAUGGACUUCUUGAUCACCAGCUUAACUACCCUGAAGGUUUAUCAAUAAACGGCAACGGUGAUAUUAUUGUUGCUGAUAAAGGUAACAAAUUGAUCAAGAUCUUCUCUUCUAGUGGGGAGUAUAUACGAAAAUUUGGUGGAACAGGUUCUUUGGUCAAACCCUAUCACUGUAUCCAACACGGUCAGUAUUUUAUAGUCUCAGACUAUGGUGAUCAAUCUAUCAAAAUGUUUGAUAUCGAAGGAAAUAUUAUUUCUAAAUUUGGAAAACAGGGGGAAAAGGAUAGAAAGUUCAUUAAGCCCAGUUAUUUGUUAGUUAACAAACAAGGAUUGCUAAUGGUCUGUGAUUCAGGAAAUCACAGAGUUCAGGUAUUUGAACUGAGAGGAAAAUUUGUUACAAAAUUUGGAAGUAAAGGUAGCGAGAGAGGAGAGUUUAAUUUUCCUCCUUCUAUAGCAAGUCUUACUGAUGGGAGGAUAGUUGUGAGUGAUACGAAUAACCAUCGAAUCCAGAUAUUUGACCAAAUAUGA